This is a messenger RNA of Erinaceus europaeus (western European hedgehog), 4481 nucleotides long. It is a transcript of the gene RNF123, whose product is annotated as ring finger protein 123. The record is from RefSeq and is a predicted model, not a curated record. The transcript has 39 exons. Gene Ontology annotation, cellular component: cytoplasm. The coding region runs from base 209 to 4252 and encodes 1347 amino acids. Gene Ontology annotation, molecular function: ubiquitin-protein transferase activity; protein binding. Lineage: Eukaryota; Metazoa; Chordata; Mammalia; Eulipotyphla; Erinaceidae.
AGCCCGCUGGAGCCUCUGCCCGGAGCCGGGCUGCCGAGCGGUUAGUGCGCGUGCGCGUGCGCGGAGGCGCGCGGUUUGGCCCCGCUCGGGCGCCGUAGCGGAGGGCCGGGCGGAUGUUGUGAGCCGGGGCGCGGAGGCCGGAGCUGCGGGACAGGCUCUGCCUCUGGCCCAGCCUCCAGGACUCCCGGCUGCCCACCGGAGAUGAAGGAUGGCAUCCAAGAACACUGAUGUGUCUUUCUCCCGAAAGAGCUAUCGGCUGACGUCAGAUGCCGAGAAGUCCAGGGUCACAGGCAUCGUGCACGAGAAGCUGCUGGAUGACUACCUGCACCGUAUCUUCUCUGCUCCUGACCGCGCCACCACCGCAGCCGCCAGCAGGUAUGCCGAGUCGAGAGCUCUUCCUCUCUGUGGGCCCCGCCAGGUCUGGAGGUUGGAGCGCGCAGUUGUGGAGAAGGGGCCUGGCCUCUGGGUAGGCUGGAAACCCCUGAACUUCCAGAACCUGCCAGAACAUUUAGACCAGCUGAUACAAGUGGACAAGGAGUGUGAGGAGAGCCAGGGGGAGGCAGAAGGGCGACUCGGUCCGUCCACUGUGGUCCUGGACCACACAAGUGGCUUCGAGGGGCUGCUUCUGGUGGAUGAUGACCUCCUGGGGGUUAUUGGACAUAGCAACUUCGGGACUAUUCGCUCUACUACCUGUGUAUACAAAGGGAAAUGGAUCUACGAGGUGCUCAUCUCCUCGCAGGGCCUCAUGCAGAUCGGCUGGUGCACCAUCAGCUGCCGCUUCAACCAGGAGGAGGGGGUCGGAGAUACCCACAACUCCUACGCCUACGACGGCAACCGGGUACGCAAAUGGAAUGUGACUACGACCAAUUAUGGCAAGGCGUGGGCAGCGGGGGACAUUGUGAGCUGCCUGAUCGACCUGGAUGAUGGCACUCUGUCCUUCUGUCUGAAUGGUGUGUCACUGGGCACUGCCUUUGAGAACUUAUCCAGGGGCCUGGGGAUGGCCUAUUUCCCAGCCAUCAGCCUUUCUUUCAAGGAGUCUGUGGCCUUCAACUUCGGCAGCCGUCCCCUGCGCUACCCAGUGACAGGUUACCGACCCCUGCAGGACCCACCACACGCUGACCUGGUGCGGGCACAGAAGUUGCUGGGCUGCUUCCGGGCAGUGCUCAGCGUAGAGCUGAACCCUGUGGAAGGACGUCUGGUAGAGAAGGAGAGCGCCGAGUGGCAGGUGCAGGGCCAGCCCACUGUCCUCCUAGCCCUGGCCCACAUCUUCCAUCGCUUUGCCCCGCUCCUGCGCAAGGUCUACCUGGUGGAGGCUGUGCUCGUGGGCUUCCUGCUGGGCGUCGUGGAGGCGAGCAGCCCUGCACAGGCGCAGUCGGUGGUGCACCAGAUCCUGGACCUGCUGUGGCUCUUCAUGGAGGACUACGAGGUACAGGAUUGCCUCAAGCAGCUGAUGAUGUCCCUGCUGAGGCUCUACCGCUUCUCACCCAUCGUCCCAGACCUGAGCCUGCAGGUCCACUACCUGAGGCUCACCAUCGCCAUCCUGAGGCAUGAGAAGUCCCGCAAGUUUCUGCUUAGCAAUGUCCUCUUUGACGUGCUCCGGUCUGUCGUCUUCUUCUUCAUCAAGAGCCCCCUGCGUGUGGAAGAGGCGGGCCUCCGGGAGCUCAUCCCCACCACCUGGUGGCCUUGCCGCUCCAGCAGGGAGGGCAGAGAGAGUCAGGAGACGAAGGACGAGACCGCCGAGGAGCGGCUGCGGCGGCGUGCCUACGAACGGGGCUGCCAGAGGCUCAAGAAGCGCAUUGAGGUGGUGGAGGAGCUGCAGGUCCAGAUCCUGAAGCUCCUGUUGGACAAUAAAGAUGACAAUGAGGAUGAAGCUUCGAGAUACAUUUUCCUCACCAAGUUCCGGAAGUUUCUACAGGAGAAUGCCAGUAGCCGGGGGAACGCGCCCGUCCUCUGCCCUCCCGAGUACAUGGUCUGUUUCCUCCACCGGCUGAUCUCUGCCCUGCGCUACUACUGGGAUGAGUACAAGGCUUCGAACCCUCGUGCCUCCUUCAGUGAGGAGGCCUACAUCCCCCCGCAGGUCUUCUACAACGGCAAGGUGGACUACUUCGAUCUGCAGCGUCUUGGAGGCCUCCUCUCGCACCUUCGGAAGACCCUCAAAGACGACCUUGCCUCCAAGGCCAACAUCCUGAUCGACCCGCUGGAGCUCCAGGCAGCCACCAUGGAUGACCUGGACGAUGACGACGAGCCAGCGCCGGCUGCCGCCCAGCGCCCUGUGCAGGCUCUGGCCAUAGGGGGGCCGCUGCCCCUGCCCCGGCCCGGCUGGCUCAGUUCUCCAACCCUGGGUCGAGCCAACCGCUUCCUCAGCACAGCAGCCGUGAGCCUGAUGACCCCUCGGCGGCCUCUGAGUACCUCGGACAGAGUGAAGGUCCGCACGCUGAGCGCAGAGCAGAGGACCCGUGAGGACAUUGAGGGCAGCCACUGGAAUGAGGGCCUGCUGCUGGGGCGGCCCCCCGAGGAGCCUGACCAGCCCCUCACCGAGAACUCCCUGCUGGAAGUCCUAGACGGAGCCGUCAUCAUGUAUAAUCUCAGCGUUCACCAGCAACUGGGCAAGAUGGUGGGCGUGUCUGACGAUGUCAACGAGUACGCGAUGGCUCUGAGGGACACAGAGGACAAGCUCCGCCGGUGCCCCAAGCAGAGGAAGGACAUCCUCACAGAGCUGACCAAAAGUCAGAAGGUAUUCUCAGAAAAGCUGGAUCACCUAAGUCGCCGUCUCGCCUGGGUCCACGCCACAGUCUACUCUCAGGAGAAGAUGCUGGACAUCUACUGGCUGCUGCGAGUCUGCCUGCGGACCAUCGAGCACGGGGAUCGCACAGGCUCGCUCUUUGCCUUCAUGCCCGAGUUCUACCUGAGCGCGGCUAUCAACAGCUACAGCGCGCUCAAGAACUAUUUUGGUCCCGUGCACAGCAUGGAGGAGCUUCCAGGCUACGAAGAGACCCUGACCCGCCUGGCUGCCAUCCUAGCCAAACAUUUUGCUGACACCCGCAUCGUGGGCACUGAUAUCCGCGACUCGUUGAUGCAGGCCCUGGCCAGCUAUGUGUGCUACCCACACUCCCUGCGAGCUGUGGAGCGGAUCCCCGAGGAGCAGCGCGUCGCCAUGGUGAGGAGCCUCCUGGCUCCCUAUGAGCAGCGGCCCUGGGCCCAGACCAACUGGAUCCUCGUGAGACUCUGGAGGGGCUGUGGGUUCGGCUAUCGCUACACACGGCUGCCACACCUGCUGAAAACCAAACCCGAGGACGCCAACCUGCCCAGCCUCCAGAAGCCCUGCCCUUCCACCCUGCUGCAGCAGCACAUGGCUGACCUGCUGCGCCAGGGCCCUGACGUUGCGCCCAGCUUCCUCAACAGUGUCCUCAACCAGCUCAACUGGGCUUUUUCCGAGUUCAUCGGCAUGAUCCAGGAGAUCCAGCAGGCUGCCGAGCGCCUAGAACGGAACUUUGUGGACAGCCGGCAGCUGAAGGUGUGUGCCACCUGCUUCGACCUCUCGGUCAGCCUGCUGCGAGUCUUGGAGAUGACCAUCACGCUGGUGCCCGAGAUCUUCCUGGACUGGACCCAGCCUACUUCCGAGAUGCUGCUGCAGCGUCUCGCACAGCUGCUGAACCAGGUGCUGAACCGGGUGACGGCCGAGCGGAACCUGUUCGACCGUGUGGUCACCCUGCGGCUGCCUGGCCUGGAGAGCGUGGACCACUACCCUAUUCUGGUGGCGGUGACAGGGAUCCUGGUGCGGCUCCUGGUGCACGGCCCAGACUCGGGGAAGGAACGAGCCACGUCUGUGCUCCUGGCUGACCCUUGCUUCCAGCUCCGCUCUAUCUGCUAUCUCCUCGGGCAGCCGGAGCCCCGGGCUCCUGGCACUGCCCUGCCACCUCCUGACCGGAAGCGCUUCUCCCUGCAGAGCUACACAGAUUACAUCAGCGCUGAGGAGCUGGCUCAGGUGGAGCGGAUGCUGGAGCACCUGACAGCCGCGUCUGCCCAAGCGGCCGCUGCCUCCCUGCCCACCAGCGAAGAGGACCUCUGCCCCAUCUGCUACGCUCACCCCAUUUCUGCUGUGUUCCAGCCUUGUGGCCACAAGUCCUGCAAAGCCUGCAUCAACCAGCACCUGAUGAACAACAGGGACUGCUUCUUCUGCAAAGCUACCAUCGCCUCUGUGGAAGACUGGGAGAAAGCAGGCAGUGCAAAUGCCACUUCCUCAGCCACCUAGCUUGGCCGGGCCUCCGAAGCAGCAGCCUCCACCCCUGAACCCAGACCCAGGCCGGGCCUCUGAGCCUCUGUAGCCUGUCCCCACCCCCACCCCCACCCCAGUCGUGUGCAACCUCCUUGUCCGUGUGUCAUCUCACUGGCGGGAGCCCUGCCGUGCCCUGUGCCCUAGUUGUGCCUGAGCUCGACUUUCAGUCAGGGCCACAGUGUGAAUUAAAUUAUUAUUCCAGACA